CCUGCGGGUAGAGAUAUUUCCAUCCGACCAAUCUUGGAGCACUGUGAAAACACCCACAUGACAAUUUGGCUUGGGAUUGUCUACGCUUAUAAAGGGCUGCUGAUGUUAUUUGGGUGUUUCCUAGCCUGGGAGAAACGAAAUGUAAGCAUUCAUGCUUUGAAUGACAGCAAGUACAUUGGAAUGAGUGUGUACAAUGUGGGGAUAAUGUGCAUUAUUGGUGCUGCUGUUUCAUUCCUUACUCGGGACCAACCCAAUGUGCAGUUCUGCAUCGUUGCUCUAGUCAUAAUAUUCUGCAGCACCAUUACUCUCUGCCUUGUGUUUGUACCUAAGCUCAUCACACUGCGAACGAAUCCAGAUGCAGCCACACAGAACAGACGAUUUCAGUUCACUCAGAAUCAAAAGAAAGAAGAUUCAAAAACAUCAACAUCAGUCACCAGCGUCAAUCAGGCCAGCACAUCUCGACUAGAAGGACUGCAGUCAGAGAACCACCGCUUGAGAAUGAAAAUUACAGAGCUGGACAAAGACUUGGAAGAGGUCACAAUGCAACUUCAAGACACUCCUGAGAAAACAACAUACAUUAAGCAGAACCACUAUCAGGAUCUUAACGACAUUCUUAGUAUACGGAACUUCACAGAUAGCAAAGAUGGUGAGAAAGCCAUUUUGAAAAAUCACCUUGAUCAAAAUCCGCCAGCACAGUGGGGCUCAUCAGACCCUUCCAGAACAAGCAAAGAUCCCAUAGAAGACAUCAACUCUCCAGAACACAUACAGCGUCGGCUGUCUUUGCAGCUGCCCAUCCUUCAUCACGCCUACUUGCCAUCCAUAGGAGGAGUUGAUGCUAGCUGUGCCAGUCCGUGCGUAAGCCCCAGUGCCAGCCCUCGGCACAGACACGUGCCGCCGUCCUUCCGAGUGAUGGUUUCGGGGCUGUAGGAAAGGGAGAUCAGUGCUUCCUGAACUGCUUUUAAGUACUCAAUGACUGGACUAAACAUCUGACCUAGAACUCUGCUACAAACAUGUAACAUUGGCUCUUACCGCAGAGGAACUACCGCUGAGGCCCUUGUCACAGGAGUGCCCAUGUAACUCGGGUGGUAAGGCAAAGGAGGACACAAGGAGUUUGAUCUGUAGCCUUAUUCAUGGAGUUUUUAUUUCUUCACCUAGAAGUCACUGAAAAAUGUUUCUUCUGAAAUUUCUACUAGCAACAAGGAGGCUGGGAAAUACAGAUCUUGCAAAAAAGACACUAGGGAAAAAAAACAAACCAACACUCAAACGUCACUGAGCUUUAUGUGGCUGCUGAGAACAUGCAAUUCUAUACUGUAUCCAUGUAAGGAAAAUGCAGUGGUUGAGCUAUAUCAUGUUGAAAUAGAUAAACUCAUUUUUACAAGAGUUGUGUUAAAUCGCUGGAAACAUUCUGCACUGGUUAGUCUUGCUUGUUUUCAUUUCAGGAAUGAUGUUUGAUAGGAAAGAAAAUUUGUGAGAAA
Messenger RNA from Acanthisitta chloris (rifleman), 1475 nucleotides. Its product is annotated as gamma-aminobutyric acid type B receptor subunit 2-like. Gene Ontology annotation, biological process: gamma-aminobutyric acid signaling pathway; G protein-coupled receptor signaling pathway. The record is from RefSeq and is a predicted model, not a curated record. Gene Ontology annotation, molecular function: G protein-coupled GABA receptor activity. The transcript has 6 exons. The coding region runs from base 58 to 927 and encodes 289 amino acids. NCBI's taxonomy places the organism in Eukaryota, Metazoa, Chordata, Aves, Passeriformes, Acanthisittidae. Gene Ontology annotation, cellular component: G protein-coupled receptor heterodimeric complex; membrane.